Messenger RNA from Trichoderma virens Gv29-8, 896 nucleotides. RefSeq lists its product as uncharacterized. The record is from RefSeq and is a predicted model, not a curated record. The transcript is spliced from 4 exons. The annotation marks the transcript as partial. NCBI's taxonomy places the organism in Eukaryota, Fungi, Ascomycota, Sordariomycetes, Hypocreales, Hypocreaceae.
AUGGCGCCCAUAGAACUCAGCGAGAAAUACGACAACUAUGACUAUCCCAUUGAGGCGGCCGAGCCUCUGGAGGGCCACUCCGGAAACCUGACUCCCGAGCAGCAGGCCAAGGUCCACCAGCUGCGCCUGAUGCUCGAGGCUGAGGGCAUCACUGAGCGCCUGGACACGCUCACUCUGCUGCGAUUCCUCCGAGCGCGCAAGUUUGAUGUUGAACUUGCCAAGCAGAUGUUCCUCGAGACCGAGAAGUGGCGCGCCGAGACCAAGCUCGACGAGAUCCUCCCUACCUGGGACUACCCCGAGAAGCCUGAGAUUUCCAAGUACUACAAGCAGUUCUACCACAAGAUUGACAAUGAUGGCCGCCCCGUUUACAUCGAGACCCUCGGUGGCAUUGACCUGACUGCCAUGUACAAGAUCUCAACCGCCGACCGCAUGCUUACCAACCUUGCCGUCGAGUACGAGCGCGUGGCUGAUCCCCGUCUGCCCGCCUGCUCCCGCAAGGCCGGCCACCUCCUCGAGACGUGCUGCACCAUCAUGGACCUCAAGGGCGUUACCCUGACCAAGGUUCCCCAGGUGUACUCGUACGUCCGCCAGGCCUCCGUCAUCUCCCAGAACUACUACCCCGAGCGUCUGGGUAAGCUGUUCCUCAUCAACGCUCCCUGGGGCUUCUCCACCGUCUGGAGCGUUGUCAAGGCCUGGCUGGACCCCGUCACCGUCAAGAAGAUCAACAUCCUCGGCAGCGGCUACCAGAGCGAACUGUUGAAGCACAUCCCCGCCGAGAACAUCCCCAAGGAGUUUGGCGGCACUUGCUCGUGCCAGGGUGGCUGCGAGAACAGCGAUGCUGGCCCAUGGCACGACCCUCAGUGGGCCAAGCCUGCCAAGUGGGAGAAGAAGGCUGA